AUGGCAAACAAUCAAGGCUGCAAAAUCACCCUUUAUUGGCUCGAGCAAUCUCGAAGCCAAAGCAUUCUUUGGCUGCUCGAAGAGCUCCAGCUAGAAUAUGAGCUGAAGACCUUCAAACGCCGAGCCGACAAACUUGCCCCAUCAGAACUUAAGAACGUUCACCCUUUGGGCAAAUCACCCUUGAUCACUAUUGAGGCUCCGGGAUCCUCAGAGCCAAUGGUUCUCGCCGAGUCCGGUGCAAUUAUCGAGUAUCUUUGUGAUCACUUCGGCACGAACAAGACACUGAUACCGGAGCGCUAUGUGGCUGGUCGUGAGGGCCAGGUUGGCGGGGAACGUGAGGAGUGGAUGCGCUUCCGCUAUUUCAUGCACUACGUAGAAGGCUCGCUGAUGCCCUUUAUGGUCAUGAAAGUGGUCAAUGACUCAUUGCGUAACUCUCCUCCCUUCUUUGUUCGACCUCUCACUGGCUUUGUGGCCUCCCAGAUAGAAGCAUCCUUCUUGAAUCGCAAUAUUCAAGGUAAUUUAGCUUUCCUCGAGGAGAGACUGAAGACUGCUCCUGAAGGCGGUCCCUUCAUCUGCGGAAAGGAACUCACAGCUGCCGACAUCUUGUUGAGUUUUCCUAUAAUCGCGAUCAGUCGACGAUUGUUGAAGGGAGAGGAGAAGGCGAAAUAUCCUCUCCUGGCAGCAUACGCUGAACGCUUGCAGACUGCUGACGGCUACAAGAAGGCCGUGGCGAAAGUUGAGCAAGUUGAGGGAACAUUCUCGGCCUCUAUGUAA
Molecule: messenger RNA, 774 nt
Organism: Penicillium taxi
Lineage: Eukaryota; Fungi; Ascomycota; Eurotiomycetes; Eurotiales; Aspergillaceae
Product: glutathione S-transferase
Exons: 3
Coding region: 1-774 (257 amino acids)
Source: RefSeq, a predicted model, not a curated record